Molecule: messenger RNA, 3231 nt
Organism: Odobenus rosmarus divergens (Pacific walrus)
Lineage: Eukaryota; Metazoa; Chordata; Mammalia; Carnivora; Odobenidae
Product: ATP-binding cassette, sub-family C (CFTR/MRP), member 11
Exons: 23
Coding region: 1-3231 (1076 amino acids)
Biological process (GO): transmembrane transport
Cellular component (GO): membrane
Molecular function (GO): ATP hydrolysis activity; ATP binding; ABC-type transporter activity
Source: RefSeq, a predicted model, not a curated record
AUGACCAGGAGGAGGAUGUACUGGGUCCCCAGAUCUUCUGGUGGCCUUGGGAAUCUCGGCAUGGACAUGAGCAAUGAUAUGGUUUCAGGGCUUAGCUACAAUACUUACACUCCAGGAGACGGCCCCUGGAGCCAGCAGGUGAGGAAGCCUGAGGCACCAGGGAUGGCGACAGUCCUCCCUUGGGGGAAAUACGAUGCUGCCUGGAGAACCAUGAUUCCCUUCCGUCCCAAGCCAAAGUUUCCUGCCCCACAACCCCUGGAUGAUGCUGGCCUCUUCUCAUACCUCACGUUGUCAUGGCUGACCCCACUCAUGAUCCUAGGUUUACAGAAACGCUUGGAUGAGAACACCAUCCCCCAGCUGUCGGUACAUGAUGCCUCAGACAAAAAUGCUGAAAGGCUCUGCCUCCUUUGGGAAGAAGAAGUCUCAAGACACGGGAUUGAAAAAGCUUCAGUGCUUCGAGUGAUGAUGAGAUUUCAAAGAACAAGGGCUCUCUUCGAUAUACUUCUGGGCUGCCUCUUCUCUGCCUCGGCCGUGCUAGGGCCAAUGCUGAUUAUACCAAAGAUCCUGGAAUAUUCUGAAGCACCAUCAGGGAAUAUUGCCUAUGGGGUGGGACUCUGCUUUGCCCUCUUUUUCACGGAGUGCUUGAAGUCUGUGAGUUUGUGCUCAUGCUGGGUCUUAAACCAGCGCACAGGCAUCAGGUUUCGUUCUGCUGUUUUCUCCUUUGCCUUUGAGAAGCUAAUGCAAUUUAAGUCUCUAACACACAUCACCACUGGAGAGGCCAUCAGCUUCUUUGCCAGUGAUGUAAACUACCUAUUUGAAGGGGUGUACUACGGCCCCCUGAUCUGGAUCAUCUGUUCAUUGCUGAUUGCCUGCACUGUCACCUCCUACCUCAUUCUUGGACCCACUGUGCUCUCCGCCACUCUUUGCUACCUCCUGAUUCUACCAGUGGAGGUGUUCCUGAUCAAAAGGAUUGUUAAGAUAUACAAACACACCUCUGAGGUCAGCGACCAGCGCAUCCGUGUGACCAGUGAAGUUCUCACCUGCGUUAAGCUGAUUAAAAUGUAUGCAUGGGAGAAACCAUUUGAAAAAAUAAUUAAAGACCUCAGAAGAAAGGAAAAGAAACUAUUGGAAAAGUCUGGGAUCAUCCAGAGCCUGACCACUGCCUCCUUGUUUAUAGCCCCCACAUUGACCACAACGGUGAUGUUCCUCAUCCACACAGCUUUACAACGGAAACUCACGGUUUCAGGGGCCUUCACUGUGGUGGCCACCUUGAUUCCCAUGCGGUUGUGUGUGUUCUUUGUGCCCUUCGCAGUAAAGGGCCUCACGAUUUCCAAGUCUGCGGCAGAGAGGUUUAAGAAAUUUUUCCUCCAGGAGAGCCCUGUUUUGUACGUCCAGGCACUGAAAGAUCACAGCAAAGCAGUGGUUUUGGAGGAGGCCACCUUGUCAUGGCAACAGACCUGCCCUGGGACUGUCAAUGGGGCCAUGGAGCUGGAGAAGAAUGGGCAUGCUACCAAGGGGAUGGCCAGGGCUCAGCCAGCUCCAGGAGCCCUUGGGCCAGAGGACACAAGGGACAGCCUAGCCCCAGAGUUGCACAAGUUAAACCUGGUGGUGUCAAAGGGGACCAUGUUGGGGGUCUGUGGCAACACCGGAAGCGGCAAGAGCAGCCUGCUGUCCGCCAUCCUGGGGGAGAUGCACUUGCUGGAGGGCUCGGUGGGGGUGCAUGGAAGCCUGGCUUAUGUCCCCCAGCAGGCCUGGAUCAUCGGGGGUAGCAUCAGGGAGAACAUCCUCAUGGGAGACCAGUAUGACAAGGCCUGGUAUCUCCAGGUGCUCCACUGCUGCUCCCUGAACCGUGACUUGGAAAUUCUGCCCUUCGGAGACAUGACCGAGAUCGGGGAGCGGGGCCUCAACCUCUCUGGGGGGCAGAAGCAGAGGAUCAGCCUGGCCCGGGCCGUCUACUCUGACCGCGAGCUCUAUCUGCUAGACGACCCUCUGUCUGCUGUGGACACCCUUAUAGGGAAGCACAUCUUUGAGGAGUGCAUUAAGAAGAUGCUCAGGCGGAAGACGGUCAUUCUGGUGACCCACCAGCUGCAGUAUUUAGCAUUUUGUGACCAGAUCAUUUUCUUAGAAGAUGGGAAAAUCUGUGAAAAAGGAAUUCAUGAUGAAUUAAUACAGAAAAAGGGGCGAUAUGCCGAACUCAUCCAGAAGAUGCAUGGAGGAGGAACCACACAGGACAAACUGCAGGACACAGCAAAGCCAGCAGAAGACCCUCAGGUGCAAGGGCAGGCCCAGACCACUGGCCAGGAAGAGCCUCUCCAUGAAAAUGCUGUGCUGGAAAAUCAGCUCACAAAGAAGGAGAAGAUGGAAGAAGGGUCCCUGAGAUGGAGCGUCUACCACCACUACAUCCGGGCAAGUGGAGGUUACGUGGUCUCUGCCAUUGUUUUCUUUCUCAUGAUGGUGAUCAUCUUCCUCACGACCUUCAACUCCUGGUGGCUGAGCCAUUGGUUAGAGCAGGGCUCAGGGACCAAUAGCAGCCAAGAGAGCAAUGGAACUACUGCAGACCCAGGAGACAUACUGAACAACCCUCAGCUGUUGUAUUACCAACUGGUGUACGGCCUCAGUGUCCUGCUUCUAAUCUUCACGGGUGUUUGCUCCUCGGGGGCUUUCACCAAGAUCACGAGGGAAGCAUCCACAGCAUUGCACAACGAGCUCUUCAACAAGAUCUCAAAGUUACCACAAGGACUGCAAGCAGAGGUGGUGGAAAGUGGCAGAAACUUCUCUGUGGGGGAGAGGCAGCUGCUCUGCAUUGCGAGAGCACUCCUUCGCAACUCCAAGAUCAUCCUUUCUUUCUUUCUUUCUUUCUUUCUUUCUUUGGAAACCGAUACUUUGAUCCAGCAUUCUUUCUUUCUUUCUUUCUUUCUUUCUUCAGUGCUGGUCAUUGCACACCGCAUCACCACUGUACUCAACUGUGACCGCAUCCUGGUCAUGAGCAACGGGAAGGUGAUUUCUUUUGAUAGACCCGAGGUCCUGCAGCAUUCUUUCUUUCUUUCUUUCUUUCUUUCUUUGGCCCUGAAGAGUGCCUGGGAGCCCUUUCUGCUCCCAUCCUGUCCCAACUCUGGGGUAAUAGAGAUGCUUAUCUGCAAGUUGAAAGUGACUCUAUUUGCCCUGACCUGCCCCCUCCCAGAGCUGCUGUGGAACAACUGCAUUCAUCACCUGCGAGAAGGAGCUUCAUAA